Molecule: messenger RNA, 432 nt
Organism: Solanum tuberosum (potato)
Lineage: Eukaryota; Viridiplantae; Streptophyta; Magnoliopsida; Solanales; Solanaceae
Exons: 1
Coding region: 1-432 (143 amino acids)
Source: RefSeq, a predicted model, not a curated record
AUGAGUUAUGAUAAGAUAUCAAACAAGUAUAGUGCCUACAUAGCUGCAUUUUCAAACAAUGUAAAACCAAGAUCUUAUGCAGAAGUUGCAAAAGAUCCAAGAUGGAUAGAAGCUAUGAAGUCUGGAAUUGAAGCAUUGCAAAACAAUCAUACUUGGGACAUCGUAACUCUUCCUGAAGUAAAAACUCCAAUAGGGUGCAAGUGGAUAUUCAAAGUAAAAUAUAAAUCCACAGGAGAGGUAGAAAGGUUUAAAGUCAGGCUGGUGGCUAAAGGUUACAGCCAACAAGAAGGAAUUGACUAUCAGGAGACAUUUUCUCCUAUAGUAAAGAUGAAGAUUGUUAGGUCUGUGUUGGCAUUAGCUGCACAAAAUCACUGGCAUGUGCAUCAAAUUGAUGUAUUUAAUGCAUUCUUUCAAGGGGACUUGUUUAAUUAA